Magnolia sinica is the source of this 1312-nucleotide messenger RNA. RefSeq lists its product as uncharacterized. Gene Ontology annotation, molecular function: ubiquitin-protein transferase activity; zinc ion binding. Gene Ontology annotation, cellular component: membrane. The transcript has 8 exons. NCBI's taxonomy places the organism in Eukaryota, Viridiplantae, Streptophyta, Magnoliopsida, Magnoliales, Magnoliaceae. Gene Ontology annotation, biological process: protein ubiquitination. The coding region runs from base 169 to 1053 and encodes 294 amino acids. The record is from RefSeq and is a predicted model, not a curated record.
GUUAGGCAGACGUUACCGAGCUUAGAGGUUCGGGGCAUCCGAACCAAGGAAGCCAAUACCGAGGCUAUAAAGGAGUUCCUCUUUUUCUACGCCGCGUCUUCGUUCAAACAAAAGCCGCGGUGUUUCUGACAUUCAUUUGCGAUCGGGAGAUUUUCAGGUUAUUAAGGAAUGGGAGAUCAUCUAGUUUUGUACGUUGACCGUCUCGUAACACCUUCAACCUUAGAAUCCAUACCAGGGGCAGAAGUUCCGGAAUCCUCCGGAGCAAGCUCUCAUGAGAAUUUUCCAGUCCCUUCAGGUUCUUCUCUGCCAGAGGGGUAUCUUGGAGAUGAUAAGAAUGUGGAGGAACGUGAUGUCUCUGAGGAAGAAGAGCCACUUAUUCAGACCAUGGAAUGCCGCAUUUGCCAGGAGGAGGACCAUGUCAAGAACCUGGAGACCCCUUGUGCAUGUAGUGGCAGUUUGAAGUUUGCACACAGGAAAUGCGUGCAGCGAUGGUGCAAUGAAAAAGGAGAUAUAACCUGUGAGAUAUGCCAUCAGCCAUACGGGCCUGGUUACACUGCACCACCUCCGCGUCCUCUCUCUGAUGAUACCAUCAUUGAUGUCAGUGGAGGUUGGACCAUUUCAGGAACUCCUUUGGAUUUGCACGACCCUCGGCUCUUGGCAAUGGCAGCUGCGGAACGUCACUUUCUGGAAGCCGAGUAUGAUGAAUAUGCUGCAACAAAUGCCAGCGGUGCUGCAUUUUGCCGCUCUGCUGCUCUAAUUUUAAUGGCACUUCUGCUUUUGAGGCAUGCAUUGACCAUCACCAAUGCUGACGGGGAUGAUGAUGCUUCUACCUUUUUCUCUCUUUUCCUGCUGCGGGCUGCUGGGUUUCUAUUGCCAUGCUACAUCAUGGCCUGGGCUAUCAGCAUCUUGCAGCGUAGAAGGCAAAGACAGGAAGCGGCUGCACUGGCAGCUGCAGAAGUAGCUUUUGUACUGCAGUCAGUGCAACGAAGAGGUCUGCAGUUUCCAACAGCCCCAGGACCUGCAGCAACUCCCCAUCAGGAGCCACUUCCAUAACAAUCUCAAAUCUGGUAAGAUGCACGCUUAGAUUGUCUGCACUUUUAGAAGAGAAAAACAUUUGAACAGAGGACCGACUUUCGGGUAUAACUUGCGGGUGAGAGAAGUUGAUUGUUUUAUUUACAUUUGAUGCUCCGGUUGUAUUCAUGCUCUCUCAGAUUCUUGAAGAUCAGAGGUUGGCAUUUAUGUACAUAUAAUAUUCGAUUUGGGUGUGGUUUUAGGUAAUGCUGCUGUAGCAGUUAGGAGCUGUUCGGAAACU